CGAUAACAAAACACGUAAUAAGUCCAGUGUCGAAGCAAAUAGAACUCUCCGCUGUUCUAUGUAGUUAGAACACCGCCACAGUUUGGAUUACCUGAAGAAUCAAUUUAACUGUCGACUACAGACAACAUGUUUUCCAACUGGUGGAAGUUUGGAAGAGACAGAUCCACCGAUGUGGACCUCUUCUCAGACGGCUCUGAGUCCCCUGCAGAGACUCUGUCCCAGGCCAUCAGAGCCGCUGCCUCCCAGGAGCCGGAUGCAGAUGGCAGCCUGUUGUUUGGCCAGCUGAGGGGCACCGUGGUCGGGCUCAGAUAUUACACCGGCGUGGUCAACCGAGGGGAGAUGGUGGGUUUAGUACGAGAGCCUCAUAAUCCGUACGACAAGAACGCGGUGAUGGUCACCAACGUGUUAGGCAGACAGGUGGGACACAUCAGGAAGGAGCUGGCUGCAGCCAUGGCGCAUGUUAUGGACAACAACUUGGCUAAAGUAGAGGGGGUGGUUUACUCAGGGACCAACAACAGCUUCUCCAUGCCGGUCACACUGUCGUUCUUGGGGAGCGAGGAGAACAGAGACGCUGUGGUGAAGCACAUGGCGAGUCGAGGGUUCAAACUGGACGCGGACGGAGGCGGAGCCGCAGGCGCAAAGGGGAGAUCUUUUGGCAGCCCGGGUUCCUCGUUUUCCUUCAAGAAAGGCGUGACCAUCCCGCUGACUGCAGAGGAGUUAAAGAAUGCCUUUGACAACUUAUUCGAGGGUUUGAUGCAGAGCAAAGAUGGGGAGAAAGAAGCAGCCGAGUCUGUGGUCACGCCGCUGCUGCCUCACCAGAAGCAGGCGCUGUCCUGGAUGUGCGCUCGGGAAAAUGAAGACGUGCUGCCGCCGUUCUGGGAGAAGCGAGGCGACCUGUACUACAACAGCCUCACGUGUUUCUCCGCCACAGAAAUACCAGAGAGAGUUCGGGGGGGAAUACUGGCUGAUGACAUGGGGCUGGGUAAAACGCUAACAACCAUCGCUCUGAUCCUUACCAACUUCCACCAAGGGAAGCCCUUGCCUGUGGAGAGAUGUGAUGGGCCAUUUUCACCCACCAAAGCUAAGAAAAAGGCACUGGAAGGCUUUAAACUGCAAGGGAGCAGCAGUGCAGUUAUUUCAGCAGGAGUAAGUUCCCACUGCUCCGCCAUUCCAAAGGAGGACGUGAUCGACGCAGACGUGGUGCAGGUAGAAGACGAGCCUCAGAAAAGCACCAGCAAAGAGAAGCACAAACCCACGAAGCGCAAACCCAGCAAAGAGGGUCCGCUGUUACUCGAAGAUCUGGACUUUGCUGCUGCCUUGAGUUGCGCGACGUCGGAGACCACGCCAAAGAAGAAAACAACAGAGAAAAGCAAACUUAAACAGAGUGUGGAGAUGUCCGUCUCCGAAAGCACAGAUGACUUGUCAGCGAAGGCAACUCUCAUCGUCUGUCCUCUCUCCGUGCUCAGCAACUGGCUGGACCAGUUCAAGCAGCACCUCCGGUUCAAUGUGAAGGUCAACAUCUAUCUGUACUACGGUUCUGAGCGCAACAGGAGCAAGACCUUUCUGUCCUCUCAGGAUGUGGUGAUCACCACCUACAACGUCCUCUCGACCGACUUUGGCAGUAAGAGUCCUUUACAUGGGAUCAACUGGCUGAGGGUGGUUCUGGACGAAGGGCACAUCAUCCGAAACCCAAACGCACAGAUGAGCAAAGCCGUGCUCGAGCUGAAAGCUCAGAGACGUUGGAUUCUGUCAGGCACUCCCAUCCAGAACAGCGUGAAGGACUUGUGGAUGCUGCUUGCCUUCUUGCGGCUGAAGCCCUUCGAUGUGAGGGAGUGGUGGAACCGGGUCAUCCAGAGGCCGGUCAUACAAGGGGACAGAGCCGGCCUGCAGAACCUCCAGAACCUGGUGAAGUGCAUCACCCUGAGGCGGACCAAGAACAGCGAGGUAAACGGUCGCCGCCUGGUGUCGCUGCCCAAGAAGACGGUUUACGUGGAGCAGGUGGAGCUCAGCCCGGAGGAGAGGAUGGAGUACAACCUGGCCCGCUUCGAGGGAAGACGCACAAUCGGCAGAUAUGUAGCCGAAGGGUCCGUGUUGAGGAAUUACGCCGACGUUCUCGCCAUCUUGAUGCGGCUGAGGCAAUACUGCUGCCACCCUGAUCUGAUCGGGGAAAUAACCGCAGAUUUAGCCACAGCAAACACUCCGGCGGAGCUGCGGCAGCGGCUGGUGGAGAAAAUGCGGCUGGUGUUGGCCAGCGGAUCGGACGAGGAAUGCUCCGUGUGUCUGGACUCCAUCCGAAUGCCCGUCAUCACUCACUGCGCCCACGUGUACUGCCGGCCGUGCAUCGCGCAAGUCAUCAGCAGUGAGCAGAAGGCCCGAUGUCCGCUCUGUCGAAGCGAAAUCAAGACCAGUGAGCUGGUGGAGUUUCCUCCGGAGGAGGAGAUGGAAGAUGAGAAAAGUGUGAACUCUGACAGGUGGAGGACAAGCUCAAAGGUUCAGGCGCUGAUGAGAAACCUGCUCCGGCAGCGGGCUGAGGACGUCAACAUCAAGUGUCUGGUCGUCUCUCAGUUCACGCGCUUCCUCACCGUCCUUCAGACGCCGCUCAGAGACCACGGCUUUAGCUUCGUGCGUCUGGACGGCACGGUGAGCCAGAAGAAGAGAACUCAGAUCAUCCAGGAGUUUCAGAGCUCUGCGGCGGACAGCCCCAAAGUCAUGCUUCUGUCGCUGAAAGCCGGAGGGGUGGGGCUGAACCUGACCGCAGCGUCUCGUGUUUUCCUCAUGGAUCCCGCCUGGAACCCGGCUACUGAAGAGCAGUGCAUCGAUCGCUGCCACCGUUUAGGCCAGAAGAGAAAUGUUGUCGUCACCAAGUUCAUUGUGAAGGAUUCAGUGGAGGAGAACAUGGUGAAGAUCCAGAAGAAGAAGCAGGACUUGGUGGAGAAGGCGUUUGGCUCCACCAAUACCGACAGGAAAACGUCUCGGGUCGAUGACAUCAAAGCUCUGUUGGAGAUGUAGACGUCCGGCACCCAGUGGAGGGCGCCGAUACUCAUUCCUUCUGCUUUGCUUGUUUACAUUAAAGUGUCCAGGUAAAGAGCAUUUGAUCUGGAUGUGUGAUUUGCAUAAAACUGCAGUAAAAACAAAAUAGCUUAAGUUCAUGCCUUGUUUUGCUAAAAGAGAUAAAAAUGCAUUUCUGUGGUAUGAGGCUUGAUUUAACAAAAUUCACCAGUUGUCACAAUGAUUGGAUGUGAUCCAAUUUUGCAAUACAACAUUCAAUUUCUUGCCGCAUAACUUUCAGAAAAUAAAAACUAAAUAAGAAAA
This is a messenger RNA of Gambusia affinis (western mosquitofish), 3312 nucleotides long. RefSeq names its product helicase-like transcription factor (gene hltf). The transcript is spliced from 25 exons. The record is from RefSeq and is a predicted model, not a curated record. Gene Ontology annotation, molecular function: ATP binding; ATP-dependent chromatin remodeler activity; hydrolase activity, acting on acid anhydrides, in phosphorus-containing anhydrides. Lineage: Eukaryota; Metazoa; Chordata; Actinopteri; Cyprinodontiformes; Poeciliidae. Bases 127 to 3009 code for a protein of 960 amino acids.